This is a messenger RNA of [Torrubiella] hemipterigena, 1779 nucleotides long. NCBI's taxonomy places the organism in Eukaryota, Fungi, Ascomycota, Sordariomycetes, Hypocreales, Clavicipitaceae. The record is from the annotation of a GenBank genome assembly.
UGCAACGUCACAGCUCCACGAUCGCCAAGCUACGCAAGACAAUAGAUACCGGCGAUCUUUUACAAUUGAUUUUACUUGAUACUCCUUUGGAUUGUGGUCCUUGACGAGCCGGAUGCUCGACCACGUUCACGAAUAAAGACGAUUUCCCCGCACACGUUGGCACGAUGGACAAGGUCAAGGCUCUACUCACCAACUUCCCCGAGGCGUUUGCCCGGGCUUCGAUCGAAAAGGCCGAUGAUGUUGAAAUUAGACGAUAUGUGGCAGAAUUGUCGGUGCUUGAUACUCUAGCCGCUGUUCCUGCAAAGGGUACAUCAUUUCUAGAGCUCCUCGAUCCCGCAACAAAUUCCGCAGGCUACCUUGUACUUUUAAACGCUAUUGUCAACAGCGAUUUAACUCGACUCGAUUACAUGCCACAACUGCAGGAUGCCAUUGUCGGCUUCGUCAGUGCCUUUAGGCCUGCCCAGGUCCGCUACGUAGGCAGAGCAUUCAAAGAGCUUCUGGCCGGCCUUGUUCACAAGGGCGUCUUCUCUCCCCGCAUCACCAUUGAAAUCCUGACAACCGCCAUUCUUCGACUCGACCCGACAGCGUCCACCUUCACCUCGACACAUAUGCUCUUGAUGAAGCACGCCGCCGAAACACAAUCAUAUCUUCCUGCUCUAGACAUUGCUAACCGAAACAUUCUUUACUUCCCGGUUGCCGUCUCAUCGCGACACAACAUGCUUGGCGCUAUGGGUGAUACGUCCAAGCGUGACUUCUUCCUCGGUGACGAUUCGCUUUCCCCGCCCGUAUUCAUCACCACUGGAAAUGGGUUCACCGAUAAAAUUACCUCCGCUAUGAUUCUCGAAUACAACUAUCUUCGUGGUCUUAUUUUCAUUUCUCAAAGGAACUGGAAAAGCGCCCAGGCUGCGCUGGAACAAGUUAUAAGCCACCCUUCAAGAGACCGAGGCGUCAGCAAGAUUAUGGUUGAAGCGCACCAAACCUGGAUAUUGGUUGGUCUCUUGAGUGAGGGAUCAACACCAGUGACACCCUCAUACACCUCCACGCACGCGAAAACCAGCUUCCAAGGUCUUAACGCCGCGUACACCGAAUUUGCCAAGGCGUUUUCACAGAAUAACGCAACAGAGCUUAAAUCGCUGUAUGAAAAGCACAAGAGUCUCUGGGAGGAACACAAAAACCUGGGGCUGGUGGAAGAGGUAAUGAAAGGCUACCAACAGUGGCAAAUUCUGCAGCUCCGCAAAGCUUAUAGCAACAUCACACUGGGCCAGAUAUGGCGCUCAACGCAAAAUGCAUACACUGGCAAUCAGCUCAGCAGCGAGGGCGAGGUUGCCGAGCUGAUUCAGUCUAUGAUUGCAAAUGGUGCUCUACAAGCCAAGUUGGAAACUAGUGAUGAUGGGGUUACAUAUGUGUCUUUUGAAGAGCGUGCUGUGGUCCAGACAGAAGCGGAAUACGCGCACGAGAUUGCUAGAUGCCACCGAAACGUCAAACAGCUUACAGCCCAGUACAAGUUCAUAGGAGAACAGCUGGCUAGCAACGACGAGUACGUCAAGUUUGUUGCUCGGGAACAGAAACGAGCAGACAAGGAUGGGCCAGAUCCCGGAGUAGGCUUUGACAGUCAGAUUGAGGAUGAGGAUCUGAUGACGGGCAUAGUAGCACACGGCUGAAAUGAGUUUAUGAAACCCAAUCGUUGGCAUGGCGUUGCGACUCUUCGUCAUUUUUAAGCUUUUCAUGAUAGAUUUUUACAAUAAAUUUGCUCCUAAGCGAGACAUGUGGUAAACUGAG